Messenger RNA from Durusdinium trenchii, 2126 nucleotides. Lineage: Eukaryota; Dinophyceae; Suessiales; Symbiodiniaceae. The record is from the annotation of a GenBank genome assembly.
UUGGUUUGCAGCUGCCCAAAAUUAACUAUAGUUAUUGGGGUCUGAGCAGAUGUGCCUGCUGAGCUCGUUUGGCAUGCUAUGGUUUAUGCCUUUUGAUCACAUCUCCUCGGACCUGGCAUUCUCCCAAUGUGGAAGUCGCCUCAGCACCAAUGAACGCUUGAUUAAAAGGCUUCAGCUGUCUUUGUGAACCUGCGCCUGAGCCUCCUCUCAUUUGUUGCAAACUAGAUCAACCAUGCAAACCUUGAGUGGUCUUUGCUAUUCGCUCCUGGCUUCCUGUUCUAGCGGCCCAAAAGCAGCCAUGUGAAACUCACAUCAAUGUUGAGACACUUCUGGGGUCCUUCGACUUCGAGUCCUUCGAGCCAAUGCUGAAUGGGGCUAACGCACGACCAUUCAAGUACUUUUGCAGCUAAUCAUUGCAACCUCGGCCUGGAUGCUCCAAUUGUGGAUCCUCCAGAACCAUGCAAAACAGGUGGCAUGGCAAACCAAGCUUGGUAACCCAGCAGCUACGGCGUUCUGUAUGGCCUUUACUCUUUCUGGAAGCCUUGCGAUGGCAGUCUUUGGAGGUGAACCUUCGUCAUCACAAUGCUGCCUUAGCUUCUCUGGGUCGUUCGGGUCCGGUCAUUUGGCAGAGUGCCUAUGAACUCCUGGGUUGCAUGGACCGACGCUCCAUAGCAGAUGUUGUGAGCCACAGCUCCGGGAUGAUGGCAGUUCGUGGGUCACAAGACGGGGUGCACUGGCCAAAGGCACUUCGCUUUUUGACGCUUUUGAGUUUGCGUGGAAUUCAACCAGACGGAGUUUGCAUGAAUUCAUUAAUUGCUGCCUGCGAGAAGGGGUGCAGGUGGCAGCAGGCUACCAUUCUUGGCACUGAGACAACAUUUUUGCAUCCUUUGCUCGAUUCAAUAGCGUUUGGGGCUCUGAUUUCAAGCUCAAGGGGAGAACCUUGGAGAAGGUCGUUGGAUUGGUUAACACAGAUGUUCACGGUGACGAUGCCCACACUGAUAUGCUACAACGCAUGUAUAGAUGCGUGUGAGAAGGGUGGACAAUGGCAGUUCGCCUUAAUUUUGCUGGACGGAAUGGUAUCUUUCAAGAAACGUCCGGAUGAAGUGACAUUGACUUCCUUGAUCAGUGCCUGUCCAGAGCAGAGUGGACAUUGGAAAGAAGCUUUUUGCAUUUUGGAUUUAAUGAGAUGGAAUCGAGUGACUCCGAAUGUCAGGAGCUACAGCGCAGCCAUUGCUGCUUUACAUCAUGAAGGGACGUGGCGUUGUGCCGCGGAGCUUUGGUGUGACAUGACACGUCACGAUCUGCAUCCGAAUGAAGUGAGUGGCAAUGCGAUGCUUGGUGUAGAACGCCGGAGAUGGUUCCGUGCUGCUUCUUUGCUAGCAGCAACUAUGUGCACUGGAGUCCGGAUGAAUCUAGUAGGAGUAAAUUCUUGUCUGACUGGGGAGGCUGGUUGCUGGCCAGUGAGCCUGCAAAUGAUUCGGACCUUGCAAACGACUGCCAUCAGAGGCAGCGUGGAUACUUUUAGCGCCGCGAUCACCAUGUAUGAAAAGAGCAUCCUUUGGGAAGAUGCAUUGCAGGUGUGUGUUCAAACGUUGAAUGUGGGCUUAGAGCCGGAUCUUAUUUGUUUUAACGCUUUGACCAGUGCCUUUGCCCAAGGGGCUUGCUGGACAUUGGCAACAUCAAUUUUGCGUGAAAUCCGAUCCCGCAGUGUUGUGACGGAUUUCAUCACCCGCAAUGCAGUUUUGACCUCAUGUGGAGGUAUCCACCUUUGGCAGAUUGCCCUUGGUCUUCUGGACAGAUCUCAACAUCAUGAGGUACCUGACAUGGAAGCACAAAGUGCUUCUGUCGCCUCCUGUGCGAAAUCCUUCCAAUGGGCUCUGGGUCUUUGCCUCCUGCAAGAUCUCCUAGGAGGCAGAGUUGCCUUUGGUGCAGCCCCUGCUGUGGGAAUCACCAACUCUUUGAACAGCUGUUUGGGCAGCUGGUGUCUAGACUCUCCAGAUUUUGACUCCUCAGGCUCGCAGCCUGCACAGCCUGUGCAGCUCAGAGUGCCCUGGCUGUUGUGCCAUUUGGACUCUUCAGCUGUUCAAGCCUGUUCAGCUCUGCUGGACUCCAAUGAAAAGGGCUGA